AAGGAGAUGCUGCAGACCUACGCCCCCUCCGCCGCCCCCCUGGCCACCACCAACGGCCCCUGGGCGCGGGGGGAGGCGCUGCAGCUGGCCGCCGCUGCGGGUGCGGCGCUGGUGGGGCUGGGGGCGGUGCAGCUGCACCCCACCGGCUUCGUGGACCCGCGGGAGCCGGGGGCGGGGACAAAGUUCCUGGCCCCCGAGAAGCUGCGAGGGGUGGGCGGACUGCUGCUGGACGACCAGGGUCGGCGCUUCGUGGACGAGCUAGCUCGGCGGGACGCGGUGGUGUCCGCCCUCUCCGCGCUGCCCGACCGGAC
Messenger RNA from Astrephomene gubernaculifera, 311 nucleotides. Lineage: Eukaryota; Viridiplantae; Chlorophyta; Chlorophyceae; Chlamydomonadales; Astrephomenaceae. The record is from the annotation of a GenBank genome assembly.